This is a messenger RNA of Paramecium primaurelia, 660 nucleotides long. The record is from the annotation of a GenBank genome assembly. Lineage: Eukaryota; Ciliophora; Oligohymenophorea; Peniculida; Parameciidae.
AUGUCAGCAGGAUUUUCUUUUGAUUUUUUAUAAAGAGAAUCUGCUAUGUAUUUAGCUGCUACUGAAGAUGGUACUGUUCAUAGAUGCUCAAAAUCAUAUACAGAAUAAUAUUUAGAUAAUUAUUUUGGACAUUCUGGUCCUGUUUAUAAGGUUAGAUGUAAUCCUUUUUUUGGUGAUAUUUUUUUAACUUGUAGUGCUGAUUGGUCAUGUAAAUUAUGGAAUUGGACAGAAGAAUUACCUAAAGCUAAUUUCUAAGUAUUUAUAAUUUGAUGUAUAAAAGCAAUAAAAUUUAUAAGAUGAAGUAUUAGAUUUUGAAUGGUCUCCUCAUACUUCUGUAUUAUUUGCAUCAGUUUGUAAAGAUGGUAGAUUAGAAUUAUGGGAUUUAACUAAAAAUAAUAUGUUAGAUCCAUAUUUUACUAUUAUGCCAUAAGAUUAAUAAAUAUGGCCAGCUAAAACUAUGGUUAGAUUUGCUUAAAAUAGUCCAGUACUUAUUACUGGUGAUGCUAAAGGUGAUAUUAAUGCUUAUAGAUUAUAUGGUAAAUUUGUAUAUUGAAUAUGAAAGGUUAUGAAGAUAAUGAUCCAUUAUAAGAAGAAGAGAAAUUAAGGAAACUAUUAUAUCCUACAGGAUAUUCUAAGGGAUAAAAGGAAUAAAAGGAUUGA